AUGCGGCGUGCUGGAGCUCCUCGUGAGGAAAAGAGGGACAUAGAGAUCACCCCCACAUCUUUCAUAGAUAUCUGGUGCAUAGAUGCCGAGUACACUCGAGAGGAGGCAGUUAGGAGGAGAGCGGCUUCGGUGGAUGCAUCCCCAGAGGGUGAUGUUGAGUCCAUAUCUACAAAGGCAUCUUUGACUACUCUAGCCUCCAGGACUUCAGGUACACUCGCUUCUACUUCAUCGCAGGCUCUUGGUUCUUCUGUUUCUUCCCAUCCCACAUGGAUUACUCAGGCCAUGAUAAUUAAGAUAGGGCACCUAGCCCAUUUUUCCCAUGUGCGGGCUGCCCAGUUAGAGGCUGAGGUAACUUGGAUGAUUGAGCGGGCCAUCCUAGUUGCAUUGACACCCCUCCAGACAUCUAUUGACGCUCUCACAGCAAGAGUAGAGACUUGUCACAGUCGACAGGGGGCUACAUCAGAGAUGACGGCUUUGAAAUCCGAGGUUGCUGACUUGAGGAAGGACGUGGACUGUCUAAAGUAUACAAACUUCACCUCUUUGUUUGAGGCAGCUAGUACUCGAAGUGUUCUGGGAUGUUCUGAGAUGCCUUCGGCUACCACUAAAGAUAUGCCAUUGGAGGAUGUUGCAACUGAUACGUCCGAGGCAGAGACCGAUGAGGAGUAG
Molecule: messenger RNA, 666 nt
Organism: Solanum stenotomum
Lineage: Eukaryota; Viridiplantae; Streptophyta; Magnoliopsida; Solanales; Solanaceae
Exons: 1
Coding region: 1-666 (221 amino acids)
Source: RefSeq, a predicted model, not a curated record